GAGCUUCUGAUGGGGCCCGCCACGCCGCUGCGCCGCCGGACGCGGGCGCGGCCGGCCAGGGUGGACGACGGCGACGACGACGACGUCCGCUGCGAGGCGUGCGGGUCCGGUGAGUCGGCGGCGGAGCUGCUGCUGUGCGACGGCUGCGACCGUGGCCUGCACAUCUUCUGCCUCCGCCCCAUCCUCCCGCGCGUCCCCGCCGGCGACUGGUUCUGCCCCUCCUGCGCCUCGCCGUCGUCGCACUCCAAGAAAUCCCAGGUGGCCAAGACGCCCAAGCAGUUCCCGCUGGUCCAGACGAAGAUCGUGGAUUUCUUCAAGAUCCAGAGGGUUCCGGCGGCGGCGGCGGAGUUGUCGGAGGGGAAGAAGAGGAAGCGGAAGCCGGGGGGCAUCCGCCUGGCGUCCAAGAAGAAGCGGAAGCUGCUGCCCUUCAACCCCAGCGACGACCAGGCCACGCGCCUCCGUCAGAUGGCGUCGCUCGCCACGGCGCUCACGGCCACCGGCGCCGUCUUCAGCAACGAGCUCACCUACGUCCCCGGCAUGGCGCCCCGCUCCGCCAACCGCGCCGCCCUCGAGUCCGGCGGAAUGCAGCUGCUACCGAAGGAGGACGUGGAGACGCUGAAUCUGUGCAAGAGGAUGAUGGAGAGAGGCGAGUGGCCUCCUCUCCUCGUCGUCUACGACCCCGUCGAGGGGUUCACCGUCGAGGCGGACAGGUUCAUCAAGGACCUGACGAUCAUCACCGAGUACGUCGGCGACGUCGACUACCUGGCCAGCCGGGAGCACGACGACGGCGACAGCAUGAUGACGCUGCUGUCGGCGGCCGCCCCGUCGAGGAGCCUCGUCAUCUGCCCCGACAAGCGGAGCAACAUCGCCCGCUUCAUCAAUGGCAUCAACAACCACACGCCGGAUGGCCGGAAGAAGCAGAAUCUCAAGUGCGUGCGCUACGACGUCGACGGCGAGUGCCGGGUGCUCCUGGUGGCGAACAGGGACAUCUCCAAGGGGGAGAGGCUGUACUACGAUUACAAUGGCUCGGAGCAUGAGUACCCAACCCACCAUUUUGUAUGAGCACUAAAAAUUCUUUGAUUGGCACGGAGUAUUAUUUUGGUUGGAAGAAAGGGAUUAAUUAGGCAGCUAGAACAGUCUAGCUUUGCAGAUUAUUUAUGUUUGUAGUUACAAAGGGAAAAGGAAUGCAUUGAGGAGAUCCAUGAUACAUGUUCCUAGAGUUAGUGAUCUAGUUUGUGAAAUCAGAAUGUUGACCUGGGGAGAAAGAUAAUUUAGAAUUGUAUUGUUUCUGUUGUUGAAAUGAAAUGUGCAUUAAAUGGA
Molecule: messenger RNA, 1320 nt
Organism: Oryza brachyantha (malo sina)
Lineage: Eukaryota; Viridiplantae; Streptophyta; Magnoliopsida; Poales; Poaceae
Product: histone-lysine N-methyltransferase ATXR6-like
Exons: 4
Coding region: 10-1062 (350 amino acids)
Molecular function (GO): protein binding
Source: RefSeq, a predicted model, not a curated record